This is a messenger RNA of Didymodactylos carnosus, 342 nucleotides long. The record is from the annotation of a GenBank genome assembly. Lineage: Eukaryota; Metazoa; Rotifera; Eurotatoria; Philodinida; Philodinidae.
AUGUAUGAUUUGGAUAAAAAUAAAUAUCUCGAUCGAAAAGAAAUUGAACAUGUAUUACGUGGUAUGUUUGAUUUAUUAGAGAUUCCAAAUUAUGAUAAAGAUGAUUUAGAUAAAGCAAUUAAUAUUAUAUUUGAUCGAACAGAUUUAAAUCAAGAUCAAAAAAUAAGUUGGAUAGAAUUUAGUACAACAUUGUUAAAUGAUGAUUUUUUACUCGGAUUAAUGGUACCAUUUGAUACAAUAACAAAAACAGAUACAAAUCAACAGUCAACACUGCCAUGGAAUAAUCAAAAACUAUUAAAUGAUGAUGAAUUAGAAAUGAUCAAUAGAUCAGAACGCUUUUGA